Molecule: messenger RNA, 1526 nt
Organism: Scheffersomyces amazonensis
Lineage: Eukaryota; Fungi; Ascomycota; Pichiomycetes; Serinales; Debaryomycetaceae
Gene: ARG1
Product: argininosuccinate synthase
Exons: 1
Coding region: 161-1411 (416 amino acids)
Biological process (GO): L-arginine biosynthetic process; urea cycle
Cellular component (GO): cytoplasm
Molecular function (GO): ATP binding; argininosuccinate synthase activity
Source: RefSeq, a predicted model, not a curated record
AUUAAGCGCGCUGUGUUAUCAUUCGAUGAAGUUUAAGUGUGGUCGACAAAAUUGAAAAAAAUUUAUAUAUAAAGUGGAAAAUUUCCGAUUUCCUUUUAAAAAUUUUUCAUUCACUUUGUUUGAUCAAUUAUAUAUUUAAAUAUCUGACAAUUCAUUAAAAAUGUCUAAAGGUAAAGUUUGUUUAGCUUACUCUGGUGGUUUAGAUACCUCAGUUAUCUUAGCUUGGUUAUUAGAAGAAGGUUAUGAAGUUAUUGCUUUCUUAGCUAACAUUGGACAAGAAGAAGAUUUCGAAGCUGCUGAAAAGAAAGCUUUAGCAAUUGGUGCUACCAAAUUCGUUGUUGUCGAUGUCAGAAAGGAAUUUGUUGAAAAAGUUUGUUUCCCAGCCAUUCAAGCUAAUGCUAUUUAUGAAAAUGUUUAUCUUUUAGGUACUUCUUUAGCUAGACCAGUCAUUGCUGAAGCUCAAAUUAAGGUUGCUGAAGAAAAUGGAUGUUUCGCUGUCUCUCACGGUUGUACUGGUAAAGGUAACGAUCAAGUCAGAUUCGAAUUAUCUUUCUACGCUUUAAAGCCAGAUGUUACAGUCAUUGCCCCAUGGAGAGACCCUGUAUUUUUCAACAGAUUUGCUGGUAGAAAUGAUUUAUUAAACUAUGCUGCUGAAAAAGGUAUCCCAGUUGCUCAAACCAAAGCUAAGCCAUGGUCUACUGAUGAAAACUUGGCUCAUAUUUCUUUUGAAGCUGGUAUCUUAGAAAAUCCAGACACUACCCCACCAAAGGAUAUGUGGAAAUUAACUGUUGAUCCAACUGAUGCUCCAGAAGUUCCAGAAGAUUUCUCUGUUGUUUUUGAAAAGGGUUUACCAGUCAAGUUGAUCUUAGAUGGUGGUAAGAAGGUUGUUACUGAACCAGUUGAAUUAUUCCUUGAAGCCAAUGCCUUAGCUAGAAGAAAUGGUGUUGGUAGAAUUGAUAUUGUUGAAAACAGAUUCAUUGGUAUCAAAUCCAGAGGUUGUUACGAAACUCCAGGUUUAACUGUUUUAAGAUCUACUCAUGUUGAUUUAGAAGGUUUAACUUUAGAUCGUGAAGUUAGAGCUCUUAGAGAUCAAUUUGUUACUGUUGCUUACUCCAAGAUUUUAUAUAACGGUAUGUACUUCACUCCAGAAGGUGAAUACGUUAGAUCUAUGAUCCAACCAUCUCAAAACACUGUUAAUGGUGUUGUCAGAGCCAGAGCUUACAAGGGUUCUUUAACCAUCUUAGGUAGAUCUUCUGAUACUGAAAAAUUAUAUGAUGAAACUGAAUCUUCUAUGGAUGAAUUAACUGGUUUCUCUCCAGAAGAUACCACCGGAUUCAUUGCUAUUCAAUCUAUCAGAAUUAAGAAAUACGGUGAAGCUGCUAGAGAAAAGGGUAUCAACUUAACCUUAUAAAUCUAGACAAACUUUACGAAAUACGGGAUAUUAAAUAUUAAAGGUUUUAGAUAAUAAUUAAUUGUAUAAUAAAUAAAUAAAUAAAUAAAUGAAUAAAAAUUAUUCAGUAGUUUCA